Bursaphelenchus okinawaensis is the source of this 905-nucleotide messenger RNA. The record is from the annotation of a GenBank genome assembly. Lineage: Eukaryota; Metazoa; Nematoda; Chromadorea; Rhabditida; Aphelenchoididae.
AUGGGUACGAGUCAGGAUAUGGGCAUGGGUCACGGUAUGGGUCUAGAUAUUGGCAUGGGUAUGGUGGGUAGGGGGUAUCGGUUUGGGUGUGGAAUGGGUACGGGCGUGAGUACGAAUGUGGGUCAGCUAUUUACAAUAUUUAAAUGAAAAUGAGGUGCGAGGGCCGCAGGCCCGAGCCGAUAAUUUUGAAUAUUAUAAACUGUAUUAAAAUUGGCACAUUUGAAAUACAAUAAUCUUAGAAAAAAAGUAAAAUAGAAGUAAAAGUGGAGGGCCCGAAGAGCCCUCUCCAGACCAUAGGAAACCCGCAGGGCCUCCGUUGGUUUGUUCUUUUAUAACGCGUAUCCUUGUAGUUCGCGUUAGCAUAGCCCAGUCGGCAAGGAGCACUUGCACUAGCUCAAACGUCAUCCUCAUCCCUAGAAGUGGCCAUCUCUUGUUUUUGAGAAUAUUCUGUUCUGAAAUUUUCUGGAAUUUUCCAGAAUUUUAGAAUUUUCUAGAGAUUUCCUGAAGUUUCUAGUCUUGACGUCAGUUCUAGAACUUUCGAGAACUCAAAAGACUGUUUCCGAAUAUUCGUCAGUGUUCUAGAACCAAGUUCGAGGACGGCUUGCCGGGUGCUUCCAGAAAAUUCUGGUCUUUGGGGGCAGGGCCCCCCGCCUUCCAGAAUUUUCGAGACGAUCGAAGUGCAAGUUAUUAGGCACCGUCCAUCGGCUGGCCAGCUAGUAUAUAAGGAGCUCUUCUUGGCCUCAUUCCUCAUACACAACAAGUGUGCUUCAAGAAAUUUGGUCCAAGUGAUGUCUUUUGAACGUGGGUUCAAGUCCGGUCAUAGCCGAACCAACAAGUUCAACUGCUGGGCCUAUGCCUACUUCAUCCGCAUCAACGACCCCUACAGGCAUAAACGACCUGUCUGA